UCCGGUGCUCUCCUCCCGCUCUCAAGCCGCUAUCCUCUGAUUGGUCCGUGCGCCCCGUCCAGCAUGCAUUUCGAUUCAAAAACUUUAUUGACACUUGGAAGGUAUAGCAGAACAAAGCUUGUGGCGUGCACGGUUGUGGACAGGUCGUCGACACGUGUGAGGAAAGGUUGGUUAAAUAAUUUACGUCAUCAGCAGAGGGCACGAUGCAAUACCGCAAACUCCACUCUACCGAGGGCACAAGGAGAAGGAGUCCCGGCAAGACUCGUGGCGGUGCUAGGAAACACCAAUUCCACACCUUGCUCCAAGUACCAGGUACCCUACAACAAAUCAUGCUAUGAAAUUGUUCGUCUUGAACGCACCUUCCAAAGUGCCCAGUCCUGGUGCGAGAGAGGAGGAGGGCAUCUGGUUUUCAUCAAUAAUCAGGGGACACAGGAUUUUUUAGCUGAACGUCUGUCUAAGGAGGUUGAUUGGUGGAUUGGCCUUGUUCGCAAGUCAGUAGAGCAGGUCGACUCAGAAGAAGAAUCAGUGACCUGGCUAGAUAGGUCUAAUGUGACUUAUAGCAACUGGGCUAGCCAAGAUUCCUCUACUAGCAAUGGGAGAUGUGGCCACCUAAAGAAAGACUCUGACUACCAGUGGGGAACAACAGAAAACUGCAGCCAGGAGUUGAAUUUUAUUUGUGAAUUUGAGUCUAGUCAUACCAUUGCCUGUGAUAAUCAGAAUGCGACAUUACAGUGCGGGUCAGGGGAAGUGGUGCAAAUCAACAGCAGUUUCUAUGGACGGAAGAGCCCAUAUUUCUGUACACAGGGUAGUGAUUCAGUUACAACAAGUGGCUGCGGCUGGAAAAGUGUUAGAGAACAAGUUGCAGGUCAGUGUCAUGGGCUUCAAGCUUGUCAAAUUGCCACAGAUACAGCACAGUUUGGAGAUCCCUGUCCUGGGUCUGGUAGUUACCUAUCUGUUUGGUAUAGCUGCAAGGAAGGUUUAAGGCUUGAGCUACUUGAUAAAUCCUUUGUGUUUGAAAAUGUAACUCUUACUAUCAAAUGGCUUUUGUCUGAAUAUACUGGGAAUCUGUCCUGCAUUUUAAGUACAGGUGAUGGAUACACUAUUGACCCCUAUCAGCCGGAUAAUGUGUCGAGCAGUAUAGUUCACAGCUACACAUCUCCUGGAGACUUCACUGUGUUUGUAGAAUGUUCAACUAGUGAAUGGCACGUGACGGCGCAACAAAACAUCAUAGUGGAGGAAAGCAUCGGCACCCUUACUGUUUCUGGUUGCUUUAGCCACCAUGAGUCCCAAGAUGAAGCAUGUAGCACAAUAUAUGGACAGACGUUGUGGAUUCAGGUGGAGAUGAACACAGGUAGCGAGAUGAACAUCUCUAUUAUACAUGACAACAUGACGUUAACAGAGACCAGGGUAAAUCCUCAAGAUACUCCUCAUAACCUGACCUUGGAUGCUGCAUCUCAAAAGAUUAUUGGCCCUGGAGUUCACCAGCUGCAAAUUGUUGCAUCUAGUCACAAAAUGUCAAUUCAACUGAACACCAAUGUUACCAUCCAUCUUAUUGAGGUGGUAUCUGGUUUACAAGCUCAUUUAUCUGCCAACACUGUGGAAGCAGGGAAAGAAUUACAGAUAAAUGUGACUGUAUCUAAUGGGAUACCUGCUGCUGUAGUGAUUGAGAUUACAGGAUCUAAUGAUACCAUGAAACACUCUGGGAAAUGUCUGACCACCCAACCGCACAUAUACAACAUCACCAUUGGCACCACAGGUGUUUAUAUGGUCACAGUUAAUGCUGGAAAUGCAGUAUCGAACAUUAGCUUACACAUCGGGAACGUUACAGUAACAGAAAACAUUAAGACAGAAAACCAUGGAAGACUAGAUAAAGAAGGAAAAAAUGUCAUUAAGGAGAAAAGUCGGAUGCAUAUUACACCUCGCAGACAUGUCAGUCCCUUCUCCAACAUUACUCUGCAGUGGCCUGGCAACAGUAUUGCUAAUAUCACAUGGACAUGUGGUGCUUGCUGGUCUGGGUGGUUUGAGUGUGUGAAACAAAAUCUUAUUAACAUCACCUCAUAUAGGACUGUGAUUCCUGCUUCCUGUCUCCCCCCACCCAACGCUGCAUUCACAAUCCGAGCUAUGGUGACUAAUAGUGAUGAGGACACUGUGGAGGAUGAGCAGUGUUUCUAUGUAACCGCUAAGAGUCAACUCCAACCCAAAAUCAGAUGUGAGACCAACUGCAAAAAUGUUAACAUUUCGGAGGAGGUGGUAGUCAGUGCUGCUUGUGAAAACUGUGAAGGUGUUACCUACAGCUGGUAUAUUGAUAUGAGCUUAGUACAGAAGUCUGCAGCUCUUCCCGCUGUUUGCCACCUACGUGAUUUCAGACCAAGUUCCCUAAUUCUGUUACAAAGUGACUUGUCCACUCUUGUGCUGAACAGCACAUUGUUAAAAAACCUAAGUGAAGGCGCUGUCAGAAUAAAGCUGAUCGCUAAGACUUUGCAUGAAUCUGGAGAGGACACGAUAGUUGUUAGCACCCUGCUACCUCCAGAGGUGCCCAGAUGUACCAUAUACCCUAAUGAGGGGACUGUAAUGACAAGUUUCCAAAUCUCCUGCCUUUCUCCAUGUUCUCUAAAUGACUCCUGUGUUCAAGAUCAGCGCAUCUCUCUCACGUACUGUUUCUAUCCUAAACCAAACUCUCAACUUUACUGUGGUCCAAAUCAAGAACUUCCCUCUGUGUAUUUACCUCUCGGAGAAGAAGAAUAUGGCUUCCUGUUAAACAUAACUGUUACUGUCACAAAUAGCUUUGGUGAUUCAGUCAGUACUAUGGUGAAAGUAAAGGUCACAUAUGACGAGACAAGUGCUGACAGCCUGGCAACAUUUCUAUCUGAAAGGUCAACAAACCUUUUAAAGGAGGGGAGCGACAGCAGCUCGCUCAUUCAGCUGUACAAAUCAGUGUCUUCUGUCCUCAACCAAAAGGCCAUGAAAGACAACCAAAAUGUAUCCCUGCAGGCUGACAACAAAAAAGAGUUACGUGAAGUGAUGAUAACAGCGCUCUCUACAGUUAAUGUGACGACACUGCACACAGCUCUUGAGAUGUCCGAGGUAAUGAAAGAUAUUACAAUGAGAAGUGAAGAGCUGUCUUCAUCAGCUCAGAUGGAAGCCAUCAGUGUGCUAAGAGAUGUCAGCCAGUCCUUGCUGACCAUAAGCAAUGAACAAGAUCCAACAAAGGAAACAACUGCUAAUUAUCUUUUCAAUGCCAUGAGUAAUGUGCUGGAAGCCAGUGCAAAGAAUGGGACUGCUGAGAGCAGCAUGAGUACAAUGUCGCACCAUUUACUGAAUGUUGUUGAGAAUCUGCAGAGCGCAUUACUGGUGGGAAAACUACCGGACAAUAAGCCCAUGGUACUGAUGGCUCCGGCUGCUACCAUGUAUAUAAACAGGCUGCAGUCUGACCAAGCAGAGGGAGCAUCUGUUAUUAUUCCAGAUGUAAGCACGGCAGCAUUUACCCUUCCAUCACUGUCCUCUCUGAAUCUGCUGAUGGGGGACGAAGAGGCUCUGGAUCUCCGGAUGGUUAGCUUUUCGGUGAAUCCAUUUUCUAGUAAAACAUUUGACAUUACUGGAUCUGUGGGGGGAUUGAGCCUGACCAGCAUGAAUGGAUCUGUUAUCCCUGUAAAGGAUCUCUCUGAAUACAUAGAGAUAAUGUUACCUAGGGAUUCCAUUGCUGGUGGAGAAAAAAGCACUUUGUUCCUGGCCAAUUUAUCAGCCUUGCUGGUAAACAUAACAUCACCCCACUACCCUCUUGUCCUCCAUUUGGAACCCAGUGAGGACAUACCUUUGAAACUGUACUUGGGGUAUGAAUACCAUCCCAAUGAAACAAACUAUGAUAUUAGUACUCAUCUACCAAAUGGACAAUAUCCUGGAGAUAAAGUGUAUUCCUGGGUGAUAAACCCUGAGGAGCUUUAUGGAGAUGGUAGCUACUACUUGACUAUAAUACCGGAGAUUGAGGAAGAUAAACAUUCUGUAUCUAUAUCCGUUACCAGCUUUACUUCCCAGUGUGUGUUUUGGGAUGAGGUCAGUCAGGAAUGGAAUAACACUGGCUGUCAUGUGGGACCUAAGACUACUCCCCAGAGUAUCCAGUGUCUUUGCACCCAUCUAACCUUCUUUGGAAGCUCAUUUAUUGUCAUGCCAAACGCUGUAGAUGUGAGCCGAACAAUUGAACUUUUUGCUACAUUUGUAGACAACCCUGUGGUGGUCACCACAGUUGGGUGCAUUGCUUUAGUCUAUGUGAUGGUGUUGAUUUGGGCCAGGAGAAAAGAUAUCCAGGAUAAUGCCAAGGUGAAGAUCAUAGCACUUGAAGAUAAUGACCCAUUUGCCCAGUAUCGGUAUCUUGUGACUGUUUUUACUGGCCAUCGAAGAGGAGCUGCAACCACAUCUAAGGUGACCAUAACACUAUAUGGCUCUGAUGGAGAGAGUGAACCUCAUCACCUGUAUGACCAAGAUGGCAUUGUUUUUGAGAGGGGAGGAUGUGAUGUUUUCUUGAUAACAACUGUAUUGCCUCUUGGAGAAGUACAGCGUAUAAGACUCUGGCAUGACAACUCAGGAGAUAAGCCUUCAUGGUAUGUGAACAGAGUGUUGGUACAUGAUGUGGAAAUGGAUCAGAGGUGGUACUUCCUUUGUAACUCCUGGCUGUCCAUUGAGGUUGGAGAUUGUGUGUUGGAUAAGAUGUUCAGCGUUGCCACAGAAGAGGAUAUGAAGCAGUUUAGCAAUUUAUUCUUCAUGAAGACAUCCAAAGGAUUCAGAGAUGGACAUAUCUGGUAUUCAGUAUUCAGUCGCUCUCCCAGAAGCCCUUUCACCCGGGUCCAGAGAGUAUCCUGCUGCUUUUCUCUGCUCCUGUGCACCAUGUUGACUAGUAUCAUGUUUUGGGGAGUGCCUACUGACCCUGCUGAACAGAAGAUGGACUUAGGUAAGAUUGAAUUCACCUGGCAAGAGGUCAUGAUUGGUUUUGAGAGCUCCUUAUUGAUGUUCCCCAUCAACCUCCUGAUAGUUCAGAUCUUCAGAAAUGUCCGACCUAAACCGACAAAAGAGUCUUCAGAAAAAGCAGGAAAAGAUUGUACAACUAAUACUGAAAAGAAAUCGUCUUCACCAAUUGUGUCUAGCUCAGCUGUUACCCCAGAUACUAUUUUGAAGGAGAUCAGAAGAAUUGCCAACUCCAUCUUUAAAGCCCAGAAGGCUUCAUUGCCCAGUAUAGAUGUUGGAAAUUCAGCAGAUAUCAACAAACUAUUAUCACUAAUAGAAGACAUCAUCCUGAAGCAGAACAGAGUUGGUCAAGAGUUUUAUGAUGAUAUUAAGAAGAAGGAUAGGUCAUUGACCCUCAGCUUGGGCUCUGUAGACUUACAUGAUGAAACGAGGAGUCCAUCCCCGGAAAAAGGACUCGGAGAGAGACAUCCAAGAGGAGAUCACAGCCGUUACCUUUACCUGCAGUUGCAGCAAAUAGAGAGGAAGCUGGAGCUUCUAGGGCCUAAUCAGUUUCAUAAUCCUCAAAGUUACAUCCAGGCUGUUUCACAAGUGCAGCGUAUGAAGGAAGUAUUGGAGAACCAGUUCUAUGCUUCUGGGUCUGCUAGUGAAAUGUGUUCCUCCACUAUGAGUCUUUCAGAGGACAAAAAGAAAAAUACAACCAAAGGUUUGCCCUGGUGGUUUGUCUUCAUUGGAUGGUUCCUUGUACUGGCUACAAGUGGUGUAUCUGGAUUCUUUACCAUGUUGUAUGGCUUGCAUUACGGCAAAGACAGUUCUAUCAAGUGGCUCAUUUCUAUGGCCAUCUCAUUUUUUGAGAGUCUCUUUAUCACACAACCUUUAAAGGUAUUAGGUUUUGCAUCAUUUUUUGCUCUAGUUCUAAAGAAGGUGGAACCAGAAGACGAGGAAGAAACCACCAUCAAUGGAGAUCUUUCAGCACCAGGAGAUCCAGACCUUUUGCUAGAAUCUACCAGAGACAGUAACAUAUACCAGCCGCCUCCUCCUACUGAUGUCUCAAGAAUGAAGAAUAUCUAUAUAAAGGAGCAAAAGGUGUUCGCUUUAAUACGAGAAAUACUAGCGUAUUUUGGAUUUCUAUGGAUGCUUCUUUUAGUUGCAUAUGGGCAGAGAGAUCCAAACUCUUACUACCUCAAUAUGCAUAUUGAAAACAGCUUCACUAAUGGACUUGAUAAAGUAUGUAGUUACCAAGAAUUCUUUACCUGGGCAAACACUACAUUGAUCAGUAAUCUAUAUGGAACAUAUCCAGGCUUUGUGACAGACGGCAACUCAAAACUUGUUGGCAGUGCAAGAAUCCGACAAGUUCGAGUCAAGAAGGACACUUGUCCUGUAGCUCAUGUUCUACAAUCCACAGUUAAAGACUGUCGAGCGCCUUAUACUCUGGAUGCAGAAGAUAUGGAGCAGUAUGGUGAACAGUGGAAUAUCUCAGCUUUCAACAAUUCAUCUGAUUCUGACUCUGUGUGGAGCUACAAGAGCCAGUCCAAGCUCAGAAGUCAUCCAACAUGGGGUCGAUUGAGCACAUACCGUGGAGGGGGCUAUGUGGUGGAUCUAGGAGGUGAUCGAACUACGGCAUCUGGGGUCCUUCAAUAUCUCUUUAACAACAUCUGGCUGGACACUUACACCAGGGCAGUUUUUGUUGAAUUUACCAUUUACAAUGCCAACGUCAACCUAUUCUGUCUUGUCAGACUAAUGUUCGAGACAAAAGCUUUAGGAACCUUUCAGACUCAUGCUGAUUUCCAGAGUGUCCGCUUGUACCCGUACACUGAUGGCUUACAUAUCUUUGUUGUGGCAGCUGAAGUUAUUUAUUUUCUCUUUGUUAUUUACUACAUGGUUAUACAGGGAAAACUUAUAAAAAACCAUAAGUGGGGAUAUUUUCGGAGCAAAUGGAACUUGCUGGAGUUGGCAAUCAUUCUCAUCAGUUGGAGCGCCUUAUCUGUCUUUGUCAAAAGGACCAUUCUCGGAAACAGAGAUAUUAACUACUACCAGGACCACAAGGAUGAGUUUGUAAGUUUUAAUGAAACUGCAGCAGCGGAUGCUGCCUUGGGUUACCUCAUUGCCUUCCUAGUACUUCUGUCAACCAUUAAACUAUGGCAUCUCCUGAGACUGAACCCAAAACUUAACAUGAUCACAGCAACACUACAAAGAGCCUGGGGAGACAUCUCAGGAUUUAUUACUGUCAUUGUUAUAAUGUUCCUGGCCUAUUCCAUUGCUUGUAAUUUGAUUUUUGGAUGGAAGCUUAAUUCUUACAAGACUGUGUUCGACUCUGCCAAGACUAUGGUCAGCCUUCAGCUGGGAAUCUUCAACUAUGAGGAGGUGUUAGAUUAUAACCCGGUUUUGGGCUCCUUCCUGGUUGGAUCUUGUAUUAUUUUCAUGACGUUCGUGGUAUUGAAUCUCUUUAUUUCGGUUAUCUUGGUGGCAUUCAGUGAAGAACAAAAGAAUCAUCAGGCAUCAGAAGAGGAAGAAAUUGUUGAUCUCAUGUUAAUGAAAAUAUGCAGCUUUCUUGGACUACGCCAUAAGAAAGAAGACAGCGGGAUUAAUGCAAAUUGUCAGAAUAACUGAAGAGUUAUUAUCCAUAUUAUGUGUGUGGAUAAUUGUUUAUAUAAAUGCACUGUAACCACGCUAACCAAUCAUAUGCUUAUUUAAUAGGAAAGUGGCAGGAAAAUGUGAUUGGUUUCCGGAUUUGUCACCUGUUCCUGUGCACAAGGUUUAUGGAUCUCCUUAUGCUAUAAAAAGCUGCUUUGACUUAUUUUAGUAAAAUAGUUCCUGUCGUUCUGUGACAAGGUAGAACAAGAGUGGUAUAGACCCCUGGGCAUUAAAGGUCAUGGGUUAUCCAGCCUUACAAAAUUGAUGUUUGAAGGGUCCAUGAUGCUUGUGCGAGCAGUGCAGCUUCUUCAGUGUUUACUUUUGCUCGUCCUUCCGAUCAUUUUACAAUUUAGAACAGUGAUGCAAGGUACUGCAGUGUUGUCUCAUUGGGACAAUGCUGGUGAUGGAAAGGGUGGACAUGGGAAGUUGCUGCAGUGUUACACAGGUGGCAAGCCUGUCCAGUUUGUAAGGCUGGGUAACCCCUUUAAACACUUGGUUGGAGUACAAAUAGCAUAAUAAUGGAAAACCAGUCACUCAAGGCUCCACUGAUCAGGCCCUGCAGGCUCAGUGAGCAGGGGCCCCAACUAAUUCCCAUGAGUAGGGAUGCUUUAAUUCAACCGAAUUCCUUUCAUUCUGGUUGGUAAUUUAUUUUUAUUUUUUUAUUAAAAUCUUAGACAUUUUCGUGUAUGCAAAUCAUCCAUUCAUUUUAAUAAAAAUGUAUUAGAAAAAAGCUAUGUAUGAAGAGGUUCAUGAGCAUUGAAAAACAUUGUACCCCUUUCUAUCCAAGCACUGCUGGGGUCCCACAGAGUCCACCACUUUUAUCGCUCUAUCACUUAGAAGAUGAAUAAAAGUGGAAGCCCUUGUAAGUUUCGGUGCAUUAGAAAGCAUGGAUCUACUCAAGCCACCUGGAAAUGUACCUGCAUUUGUGUAUCUCUAUAUGCUCGCUGGCAAAGUUUGUUUUUCCAGUCACAGUCACAUUGUACAUAGCAAAUAUAUCAUGUAUAUUAUUCCACUAUAUCCUCUGUACAGCUAGGUCUUGUGUAUGUGUCUUGUAAGAUCUGCACCUAUUUAUUUCAGUCAUGUAACAUUUCUGCUGAGUCAACAGUAUAAGAAUAAACAUCGAAGCUUUGCAAGCA
Messenger RNA from Hyla sarda, 8723 nucleotides. Its product is annotated as polycystic kidney disease protein 1-like 2. Gene Ontology annotation, biological process: detection of mechanical stimulus. Lineage: Eukaryota; Metazoa; Chordata; Amphibia; Anura; Hylidae. Bases 64 to 7563 code for a protein of 2499 amino acids. Gene Ontology annotation, cellular component: membrane. The transcript is spliced from 45 exons. The record is from RefSeq and is a predicted model, not a curated record. Gene Ontology annotation, molecular function: calcium ion binding; carbohydrate binding; protein binding.